Messenger RNA from Melozone crissalis (California towhee), 299 nucleotides. It is a transcript of the gene CUNH19orf53, whose product is annotated as chromosome unknown C19orf53 homolog. The record is from RefSeq and is a predicted model, not a curated record. The transcript has 3 exons. The coding region runs from base 1 to 288 and encodes 95 amino acids. Lineage: Eukaryota; Metazoa; Chordata; Aves; Passeriformes; Passerellidae.
AUGGCGCAGGGCCGCCCCAAGGCCGCGGCCAAGCGCCCCAAAGCGGCGGCGGCGGCGGCGGCGCGGAGCUCUCGGGGCCCGCGGAAAGGAGGCCGCACCAUCGCCCCCAAGAAGCUCCGCGUGAUCCAGCAGCAGAAGCUGAAGAAGCGCCUGGAGGUCGGGAUCCGGAUGCGGAUCGAGCAGGAGACCGUGCAGAGGGCGCAGGGAGCGCUGCCCAAGAAGCUGGCGCUGGUCACGGCGCCCAAGGGCGGCAAGGACAAGGACAGAGCCAAGAAGGGCCGAGGAUGAAGCCCAAAAAC